AUCUGUUUGGCAGCACCAGAUCUAAAUUAUAUGACCAAUUUUGGAUACAUUUCAUCAUAGGGAUUUUGAUGUUUGAAGUGUAAAAAUGUUCCGACUUGUUAUUUUCCUGUGUGCGUUAUCCACUUCAUUUGCCGUUCUUCAUCUGAAACUCGUGGACUGUAACCACAGUCCAAAUAAAAUCAUACACUUCGAACAUGCACAUCUGAGCGCAGAUCCAGUCCACAUUCCGGGACCAGAGACUGGUUCCAUUGAUGUUCAAGUCCUGCAGCCAAUUGCAGGAAACCACUUCCAGCUGAAUGUACACGUGGCCAAGAAAGUUUUAUUCGGAUAUGUGGGCGUUCCUUGUAUAAGUAAUGUUGGAAGUUGUCAUUACGAGCUGUGUGAUUUGUUGAGUGGCAGAAGUUUUGACAAUGCCAAUCAUUGUCCAAACGAAAUACUGACAUCGACACCGGACUUCCCAUGCGCAUGCCCAUUCAAGCCCGGAACUUACCAUCUAAACCCAACUACGUUCAUCAUCCCGGAAUUAGCUGGCGUCUGGAAAUUUCUUGCCGCGGGUGACUACAAGGCUCAUGCUGAAAUCAAGGACACAUCAACUAACGAAAUUGUCGGCUGCUACGACGUGCAGGUAUCCACUGCGGCCGACUGUAGUGGUCUUGGAUGUAUUUUCGGAAAGAAAUAAAUAAUUAACUGUA
Ruditapes philippinarum (Manila clam) is the source of this 692-nucleotide messenger RNA. Its product is annotated as ganglioside GM2 activator-like. Gene Ontology annotation, cellular component: cytoplasmic side of plasma membrane. NCBI's taxonomy places the organism in Eukaryota, Metazoa, Mollusca, Bivalvia, Venerida, Veneridae. The transcript has 4 exons. Bases 86 to 679 code for a protein of 197 amino acids. Gene Ontology annotation, biological process: ganglioside catabolic process; lipid transport. Gene Ontology annotation, molecular function: lipid carrier activity; enzyme activator activity. The record is from RefSeq and is a predicted model, not a curated record.